Messenger RNA from Porites evermanni, 1424 nucleotides. Lineage: Eukaryota; Metazoa; Cnidaria; Anthozoa; Scleractinia; Poritidae. The record is from the annotation of a GenBank genome assembly.
GUUCUAGACUUUUAUAUUCAUCUUUCAGGUCCAUUUUCUCUUCGCUUCCACUUCACGAUUCGCCAGGCGCUCCCAGUACGUUGGUCACGUGGUCAAAGCGACAAAAACAUACAUCAACUUCUACAUAUCAUUUCCCGGUUUGUAAAAUGGCUGCAGCGACACCUGAACGGGCGACCAAAGAGGUCUUUGAUUUGUUCAAAAAAUAUGGAGAUAGAGACUAUAUAGGCGAGCCAGUAUCUCAAGAAGAACACAUGAUUCAAUGCGCCAUGUUAGCCGAGAAGGACGGAUACUCCGACGAGGUCAUCUUGGGGGUGUUCUUGCACGACAUUGGACACCUGGUUGGGUUCGAUAGAGAUCUUCCUCCAAUGGCAGAUGUGGGUACAAAUGCACAUGAGAUUGUAGGUGAACAGUUCCUCAAAGAUCUUGGAUUUCCGGAAUGUGUGACAAGUUUUGUUCGUGGCCAUGUGGACGCCAAACGUUAUCUUGUCUUUAAAUACCCGGACUAUCACGCCAAGGUAUAUUUUUCUAGCUCAAAAGUCACGAGAUCAAGAGGUGGAGUUUUCACCUUUUUAUGCCCCCUUAGUUCUGCCCUCCAGAUUCAUGAGUAUUAAAUACAGUGUUAAAUACAAUGUAGCAACGCUAAAAAGAAAACUAAAUAGUUUUUUUAAAAUGAUUAAUCGCAGUUUUUUUUAAUAGAUAUUUUUUGCCUGCCGAUGAAAAUAGAAAUUGACUCCUUGCAUGUUCCCACCUCCUCACGCCACAAAUAUCGAAAAGCGGUAUUCCCCCCGUCCCAAAAAGGAAGAUAGAAAGAAAAUAAAAUGAAAUAACUAAAGAAUUUAAUCUUAGUAUCGUUUAGCCUGCGUAGCAAGCGUUUCCAAUCGAGUUAUUGCGCGAAAGUAAGAGCGGAAGCGAAAAAAAAAAGGUGGAAGAGGGAGGGGGUUCCUUCUUUCCCCUCCCCCUCCCCCGUCAAUCUUUUUUUUUUUGCUCUCGUCCCGACGUUCUCGACGAACUCGCGCGGAAGCGCUUGCUACGCAGGCUAAGUAUCGUUUCUAUAAUAGCUGCGAAAGUAUUGUUAGCAUUCUCUCAAUCGACUAAAAGGAAAUUUCGCAAUGUAUUCUUUGACGACAUUAGUGCGAUCCAAUAACUUUCUUUUUUCUUAACUCUCUUUCUUAGCUGACUCCAGCGAGUCAAAAGACGUUGAUUUUUCAGGGAGGCCCGAUGACAACAGAAGAGGCCAAAAAGUUUGAGACGUUGAAGCACUUUGAGGCUCUAGUAAAGAUGAGAGAUUGGGAUGACAGAGGCAAAAUAAAAAAUGCUCCAGUUGAUCCGUUGGAGAAAUAUGAAAAUAUGUGUAAAAAUUAUCUAGAAAAGGUCCACAGUAAAUUUUGAACUGCAAAUAAAUUGACAGCUUACAAAUGUAAUAG